This is a messenger RNA of Quercus lobata, 1662 nucleotides long. RefSeq lists its product as uncharacterized. The transcript has 2 exons. Gene Ontology annotation, molecular function: RNA-DNA hybrid ribonuclease activity; nucleic acid binding. The coding region runs from base 1 to 1662 and encodes 553 amino acids. Gene Ontology annotation, biological process: DNA integration. NCBI's taxonomy places the organism in Eukaryota, Viridiplantae, Streptophyta, Magnoliopsida, Fagales, Fagaceae. The record is from RefSeq and is a predicted model, not a curated record.
AUGACGGACCAACCGAUCAAGAAAUCAAUGAACAAGCCCGAAGCAGCAAGCAGGAUGGUUCAGUGGGCAAUUGAACUUAGUCAAUUUGACAUCGAGUACCAUCCCAGAACAGCGAUCAAGGCGCAAGCUCUGGUAGACUUCAUCGUAGAGUUCACUCUUCCAGACGAGGACAGGAUUAUCGACAAGGUAGACAGAUGGACGAUACAAACUGAUGGUUCGUCAGUCCAGAGGAAGGGGGGAGUAGGGGUCGUCAUAACCACCCCUGACGGAGAAGUGCUGAAAUAUGGGGUCCAACUAAAGUUCCCAGCCACCAACAACGAAGUUGAAUACGAGGGGAUACUGACGGGACUGAGGCUUGGAAAGGCACUUGGUGCUAAAAAUUUGUUGAUCCAAAGUGAUUCAAAGCUAGUGAUCGGGCAAAUUAGGGGAGAGUACGAAGCAAAGGAAGAAAGGAUGCAGAAAUACCUUAAGCUGACGAAACAUCUAACUCAGGAGUUUGACAUAGUGGAGUUCGUGCAGAUCCCAAGAAGUCAGAAUAUGGGAGCUGACGAAGUAUCAAAACUAGCGUCAUCAGAAGAAGGGAAGAUUAGCACAGAUCUAGCGAUGGAAGUCCAGAAACACCCUAGUAUCGAAGAAAUUGCAACAUUCACCAUCCAGAGCACAGACAGUUGGAUGACACCCAUAAUAUCCUACCUCCAGGACGGGCGCCUCCCUCAGAACACCGAAGAAGCUAAAAGGAUCAAGAAGAGGGCGGCCAGGUUCACCAUCCUGAAUGACGCUUUGUACAAGAGAGGCUUCUCUAUGCCUUACUUGAAGUGCGUCGACGAGGAAGAGGCUAGAUACAUCCUGGAAGAAAUCCACGGAGGAAUUUACGGUGACCACGCUGGCUCAAGAUCCCUGGUGAACAAGGUAGUACGAGUAGGAUAUUUUUGGCCAACCAUGCAGGUGGACGCUGCUAAAAUCGUCAAGAGGUGCGACAAAUGCCAGCGAUACGGGAAUGUGCAACGGCUUCCAACAGAGAAAAUGAUGACUAUAGCUUCCCCAUGGCCAUUUGCACAGUGGGGAAUUGACAUCGUCAGUCCUCUACCCCAAGGUAAAGGUCAGUUCGACAGCCAAGGCUUCAGGGAAUUCUGUUCAAACCUUGGGAUCAAGAAUCAGUUCUCGUCUCCAGGGCAUCCUCAGGCAAACGGGUUGACGGAAGUGACGAACCGAACGCUGCUCAAGAUUAUCAAGACCAGACUAGAUGAUGCGAAGGGUGCCUGGCCAGAAGAAUUACCAAAUGUCUUGUGGGCUUACAGAACCACCGCCAGAACCCCGACAGGAGAAACCCCCUUCAGGCUUACCUAUAGCACAAAAGUAGUAAUCCCAGUCGAAGUGGGGGUAACGAGCAUCAGACAAGGAACUUUCAACGAAGGGAUCAACGACGACAAACUACGACUCAACCUGGAUUGUCUGGACGAAGUAAGAGACAAUGCAUCCAGCAAGAUGAUGAAGUAUCAGAAAAAGAUGGCCGAAUACUACGAUAAGAGGGUCAAACUCAGACGACUGGACAUAGGAGACCUCGUCCUACGCAGGACUACCACAGCAACUAAAGACCCUACCCAGGGAAAGUUGGGUCCUACGUGGGAAGGUCCUUACCGAGUCAUUCAUUACUCAAGAUAA